This is a messenger RNA of Serendipita indica DSM 11827, 1068 nucleotides long. Lineage: Eukaryota; Fungi; Basidiomycota; Agaricomycetes; Sebacinales; Serendipitaceae. The record is from the annotation of a GenBank genome assembly.
AUGACCGGGAUACGGUCCAUGGACAAAGAUCCUGACUACGAAGUUUCCCUCCUCCGCUUAUUCGAAAAGAUUUCAAACGGUUCACUCAUCGAAAUCUCUCACACCGGAACGGCAGUCCUUUUUAAACCUGGAGUGCUCACCGGUGGUCCAGUCACUCACGACUGUCCGCUAUCCCGGUCGGUUGGCUACUUUUUGGAGCCCAUUAUCGCUCUGGCUCCAUUCAGCAAAAAGCCAUUGAUGCUGACGCUCAAGGGAAUCACUACCGACGACAAGGAUCUUAGUGUGGAUCUGAUCAGGACCGUGACGCUCCCCACGCUCGCAAUAUUUGGCAUCGAGGACGGUGUAGAGUUCAAGAUAAAGAGACGAGGAGCGCCUCCUGGUGGUGGUGGAGAGGUUCAAUUCAUCGCCCCCGUGGUCAAGAGCGUCAAGACGAUCAAUUUUGUAAACCCUGGCAGAGUGAAGCGAAUCCGAGGUAUCGCUCAUGCGGUCCGCGUCUCGCCACAGUUUUCGAAUCGAAUGGUUGACGCUGCACGAUCUGUCCUCAACCGGUACAUCCCGGACAUUUACAUCCAUUCUGAUGUAUACAAAGGCGACGAGUCUGGGAAAUCACCUGGCUACGCACUCAGCUUGCUAGCAGAGACAACCGAAGGCGCAAUCUAUUGCUCCGAAGCCGUCUCCGUUCCCCGACGGGAGAAGAUUAUAGACGAGAGGAAAAGGGACAAGAUAUUCGGAGAGGAGAAAGAGGAUGAGGGCCCUCUUCCGGUUACACCAGAAGAUCUCGCUCUUAGAGCUUCAAGAGAGCUGUUGCUUGAGAUUCAGCGAGCAGGAUGUGUUGACCGCAAGCAUCAAUGGAUUGCGCUCUUAUUUAUGGUCCUCGGCAGUGAGGACGUCGGGAGGAUCAAGAUAGGGCCGCUAACACCACGAACUAUUCAGUUCCUCAGAGAUAUCAAGUAUGCAUUUGGCACAUCCUUCAAAAUUACUCCUGCGGAUGAGAGUAAUCCGACUGGAGAACUUAUCCUUUCAUGUUAUGGUACUGGCUUUGUUAACGUCAAUAGAUCUGUUGCUUGA